Phaedon cochleariae (mustard beetle) is the source of this 3491-nucleotide messenger RNA. The record is from the annotation of a GenBank genome assembly. Lineage: Eukaryota; Metazoa; Arthropoda; Insecta; Coleoptera; Chrysomelidae.
AUGGAUCUUCCUUCCUAGUUCAAGAUAUCAAGAUAUCGCCAUUUUGAUGUGUUGUAUUUGUGAUUGAAGAAUAUCUAUUUCAAUGAUAAUCCAAAGCAGUAUAUAAAUACCCAAAACACUCGUACAGGCGAGCAUUUCGAUCCUAGGUAAUUCUGUUGAUUUAUAUUAUAGCUGAAACCGUCAGUAAUGGAUGAUAAGGCGUCAUGUAAGGAACUGGAUCAGUGGAUUGAACAGUUAAAUGACUGCAAGCAACUAUCAGAAAAUCAAGUUAAAACCCUAUGUGAUAAGGCUAAGGAAAUUCUAUCAAAAGAAUCCAAUGUACAAGAAGUCAAAUGUCCUGUAACAGUAUGUGGAGACGUCCAUGGACAAUUCCAUGACUUGAUGGAAUUGUUUAGGAUAGGUGGCCGUAGUCCUGAUACAAACUACUUGUUUAUGGGUGAUUAUGUGGACCGAGGGUACUACUCUGUUGAAACUGUAACUCUGUUGGUGGCUCUGAAAGUGAGGUACAAAGAAAGAAUCACAAUUCUGAGAGGAAAUCAUGAGUCCAGGCAAAUCACACAAGUUUAUGGUUUUUAUGAUGAGUGUCUAAGGAAAUAUGGAAACGCUAAUGUGUGGAAGUUCUUUACUGAUUUGUUUGAUUAUCUGCCUUUGACUGCCCUUGUUGAUAGCCAAAUUUUCUGCUUACAUGGUGGUUUGAGUCCUAGCAUUGAUACAUUGGAUCAUAUUAGAGCUUUGGACCGUCUUCAAGAGGUGCCCCACGAAGGCCCGAUGUGCGAUCUGCUGUGGUCCGAUCCGGACGACCGCGGCGGCUGGGGCAUCUCGCCGCGAGGCGCCGGCUACACCUUCGGCCAGGACAUCAGCGAGACGUUCAACCACAGCAACGGGCUGACGCUGGUGUCGCGCGCGCACCAGCUGGUCAUGGAGGGGUACAACUGGUGCCACGACAGGAACGUGGUCACCAUAUUCAGCGCGCCGAAUUACUGUUAUCGGUGCGGCAACCAGGCGGCGAUUAUGGAGCUAGACGACGCGCUCAAGUACUCCUUCUUACAGUUUGACCCAGCACCAAGACGCGGAGAGCCACACGUCACCCGUCGGACUCCCGAUUAUUUCUUGUAAACAUCCUUUAUAUAAUGAAUAUAUGUUUGCCAGCCCGCAAUAUCAUACAAAAAAAAAACAAGCUUAGAUAUAACAUGAAAAUUGUAUUUGUUAAUAAGUAUAGUCUACAGAAAUGGCGCAGUAUGUUGGAGUGGAACCAUUUUUUUGGGUAUUUAUUUCGAAACGUGACGUUUGAUGUGAAAAUGAGAUGAACCAGCAUCCGGGUUGCAAGCGCUUCAAGGUUGAAUUGUUCACAUUGGGAGUGUACAGUUUUAUCAUAUACUUACGGCGAAAGAUUUGUCGCAAAAGCAGUGGAAAGACGUAAAAACUAACGUGAGAAAAAAACAACAGUGACCAAACACAUAACGCGGAAAAUGUUUUUAUCACCGAAUUCAAUAUAUUUUCUCUGGUUUAGCUUUUUGCAAUGUUACCAUUUUCUGAUCUGAAGGCGUCAUUGGUUCCGAUAUGAAACUCAAACAAUGGUUUCUCACCAGUCUGGUUCGUUUUUCUGUCUAUUACUGAUCAGUAGGUUUGCCUGAUGCGACCAAGAGAUUCAAAAUAAUGUUUAACUGUAGGUAUUUUAUGCAUGAACCUAGUAUAUACUCCAUCAAUGCUUAUUACUUAUGAAGACUUUUUUUUUCUUUGAGAAUAUUGUGCGCAGCACAUCAUUAACGGGUACUUUCUGUUGUGAAUUAUUAAAAAAAUACAUAAAUUAUUUAUUUCAUUUCUUGGUGGGAUUGUGGUGUUUCAACUAAAAACUGGAAUACAUAAUUUAUCAAAAGAGAGGAUUUGGGGUUUUAGAUUUUCAAACAAGUAACAAGAGAUUAGUCUACAUGGUCUCCUCUAUUCAUUGCUCAUUACCAAGGCUGUUGGAUAAUUUCAGAAACAAAACUGAUUUAGCUAAAAGAAAAUUCCAGUAUUAUGAUCUGUAUUUUUUCGCAAAUAAGGACACAAAACAUAUGCAAGUCAUUCCACAAAUUGACAUACCAAAUAAAUAUACCAAAUAUCAUUAAAAGUAAUAUUUCAACAUUAUUGCAACAGUAUUUCCCUGUAAUGUGUGAUGUAGCUAUCAAAUGAUUCAUUCUAGCAAGUUUAUUGUAACAUUGCUUGUGAUGUACAUAUUCAAUCUAACAAAUGCCACCUUACUGCAAUAUUGCAUUAAGGUUGCUGAAACAUUUUAUAUAAAUAUUUGAUAUUAUAAAUAUUACAUAGCAGCAAUUUUCCAGUAAUCAUGUUGAUUAUUUCAUUGUUUAAUGUCCAUUUAACAGUUUCAAAAUAUGAUCGAUAACGUUUUGUUUGUUUCCAAAGAGAGUGGGUAAAUAAUUUUGAAAUUUACUUAAUUGACUUAUUUCUUCCAAUGUACAGGAAGUAUCCGGGAGAUAAAAGUAAAAACAGCACAAACUUCGAAUUUUAAACUUUAUUAAGGUUAUAAUUUUGGGCAAAAUUACUGCUUUGGAUCUGGUUUAGAAUAUGCGUACAUUUUCUGAUAUAAUCUACAGGAUAUUCUGAAAAUUUGAUGGGAUCCAGAUACUCUGAAAAUCAUAAUUGAGGUUGUUUUAGAAUGGAUUAUGUCUUGUGUCCAAUGAAAGCUUCAUAUAUAUCUGAGUACAGCAAGAUGAGAUAUAUGAUUUGAUGAUUUCAGUUGUAAUUGUCGUUUUUUGAUCACAACAAGCAUAAUAAUUGAGCUAGUGCAAUUUUUUUGUAAUCAAACAAUUCUAUAUUUCUUGCAGUUUUCAAGAUCUCUGUAGUGAGCAAUAAAAAGGGGACAUCAUGUAAAUUCUUUGAAGGAUAGUACAAAUAUAUUUCACAAUUCAAAGUACCUUUUUGUAAAGAAACAUUCUACAUUGUACAAAUAUUGCGACAUUCUAUCUCCAUCCUAAUAAAAAAUUGAAUCUUGAAAACUACUUUGCUGAGGCACUAUGUCUCAGUUUUUCUGCAGUUUACUUCAAUAUUCAUUUUUUUUAGGGUGGAUUUUGGUUGACAAGAAUGUCACUGUUGAAUUUUGAAAAAAAAACGUAUCCUGUUGCCAUUCUUUUUGGUAUUUGUAAAUUUACUCAGGCACCUUUCGUUUAACUUAUGCUAAAAGUUGUUUAAAUGUAUGUACUGUGUUUUUCGUGAGUAUAUUUCAUUGAAAUUAUGCUGUUAUAUCAACUUAACUGUGUUGGUAUCUUUGUGUUGAAUUGUUGGUAGUGAAGAAUUAACUAUCAUCUACAUGAUGCAUUUUUGAAAAAUCGUACUUGAAUAGAAUUUUAGGGAAUUUUGGCACAUUGAUAUCAACUACUGGUCCCUUACUUUUUCAGGGUCGACAUUUCCGACAUGCAAUCUCUUUUAUAAUUUUGAAAUUUUUUUAGACUGCUCAUUUGGCCCCCGUUCAGUGAUUAAAAAUGAUUUAUAAU